This is a messenger RNA of Candidula unifasciata, 323 nucleotides long. NCBI's taxonomy places the organism in Eukaryota, Metazoa, Mollusca, Gastropoda, Stylommatophora, Geomitridae. The record is from the annotation of a GenBank genome assembly.
UUACUGUUCUAUAUGACAUGGUUACUGUUCUAUGUGACACGGUUACUGUUCUAUGUGACAUAGUUACUGUUCUAUGUGACACAGUUACUGUUCUAUGUGACACAGUUACUGUUCUAUGUGACACAGUUACUGUUCUAUGUGACACAGUUACUGUUCUAUGUGACACAGUUACUGUUCUAUGUGACACAGUUACUGUUCUAUGUGACACAGUUACUGUUACUGUUCUAUGUGACAUGGUUACUGUUCUAUGUGACACGGUUACUGUUCUAUGUGACAUAGUUACUGUUCUAUGUGACAUAGUUACUGUUCUUCUAUGUGACACG